This is a messenger RNA of Loa loa (African eye worm), 169 nucleotides long. RefSeq lists its product as hypothetical. The record is from RefSeq and is a predicted model, not a curated record. The transcript has a single exon. Gene Ontology annotation, molecular function: inositol-polyphosphate 5-phosphatase activity. The annotation marks the transcript as partial. Lineage: Eukaryota; Metazoa; Nematoda; Chromadorea; Rhabditida; Onchocercidae.
AUAUCCAUGGAGUGAAAAUCCGGAUGAAUCGGAAUCGCUAAUGAAGACACGUGCACCGGCAUGGUGUGAUCGUGUGCUAAUGAAUUCACGAGCCUUAGAAAUGGUUAAACGUGAUAAAUUUGCCAAAUAUGAUAGUUUUGGGAAAGAUGUAUGCAUGGGUGAUCAUAAG